AUGAGGAGAGUUAGAGCUGUGCUUGUGUUGGUUUUAUGGCGUUAUGAGGACUUCUGUCAUAGGUGCUUUGCUCAAUCUCUGCUGGGGCUUCUAGGCUUCAUUAUCUGCUGCACUGCUGUAGCUCUGGCCUUUGGUGGAGUUUUGGUGAUCCUGAUGAACAAGAACUACAGUUACUUAUUUCAGGGGUCUUUCCUGUCUCUCCUUGACUGGAUGGUUGCUGCAGCUGCACUUAUUGUGCUAUCUAUUGGAGUUUUGGCUAUCUCUAUUUCUGCUAAGAGCUCCCACUAUCAACGAGGGACUCUCAUGUACUUAUUGCUGAUCCUUCUUUGCUUAGAAAUAUCUUUGGUGGUUCUGGCACAGCUUUAGUCUAUUUGGAUAGCUUCUGAGCUGAAAAACAUUAUGGAUCAGCUUGUCAAUCAGUACAAUGGGACAUGCUCCCAGGAAUCUGGCAGCAAGGCUGUGGAUGAGGUACAGAGGAAGCUGUGGUGUUGUGGAAUUCAAAACUACAUGGACUGGCUAAAGACAACAACUGCUUCUUGGCAUCUUCCAGCUGAAAGCGCUGGUGUACCUGAAAGCUGCUGUAAGAAGUAUUCUCACUGCAAGGGUGACUUGGGACAUCUAGAGCAGAUUUUUCAGGAAGGCUGUCUAAAGAAGCUGGAAGACCAUCUGCAUUUUGUCAUGCUCUAUUUGUUUUGGUGCUGUGUUGUGCUAAGUGUCUUAGGGCUGAUGGCUUGUGUCAGUAAUGGAAUCCUCAUGAGGCCUCAGCCUUUACAUGAACUCCACAUUUUUGAAACAUCAAUCUUCUCAUAA
Mesitornis unicolor (brown roatelo) is the source of this 810-nucleotide messenger RNA. Its product is annotated as tetraspanin-3-like. The transcript has a single exon. Gene Ontology annotation, cellular component: membrane. Lineage: Eukaryota; Metazoa; Chordata; Aves; Mesitornithiformes; Mesitornithidae. The record is from RefSeq and is a predicted model, not a curated record.